AUGGGUUCGAAAACAUCGGUGCAAAAACAUCAACAACAAUAUUCAGAUUCAGAUACACAAAAUUCUGGUUUUAGUAGCAGUCUUUUAUCUCGAAAACGGUAUACUCAAAAAAAUAAUGUUAAUAAAGAUACUCGUCCUGCAUCUACUAUCGAAAAAGCAACGUUGUAUAGACAUCAUCAAUUAAUAUCUUCAUUUCAUGAUAAAAAAUUUGAUCAACAAGUAAACGUCGUUGAACCAUCUACAAAUAAUCAAAUCGAAAAAGAAAAAGAAAAAGAAAAAACUCCUGUUGAUACAAAUAAGAGAAAAAGACAAGUUGGUAUUAGAAAAAGUCGAUCAACUGAUCAUAUAUUAAGUUCAACGACUGUUAUUACAGCUGAACAAUUAUUAAAUAGUCAUGCCAAACGAAAACAAUUUAAUUCAUCAUCAACUUCUCAGACAACAACACAAUCAUUUCAAUUUGAAAACAUUGAAAAAUCAUCUUCAACAAAUGAUUUCGAUAAAAAGUUUCCUUUGAAAAGUUCAAGAAAAAAAAUUUCAUCAGAUCUUCAACUUGUUUUAAUUCAACCACAUGAAUUUCAGAAUGUUCGUGAAAUUGGUAAAGGUAAUUUUGGUAUUGUUUAUUAUGCAUCAUACAAAGGUAAACGUGAUAUUGCAUUAAAAACCUUAUAUAUUCCAGAUGAAAAUACAUCAAAAUAUUCGUUUGAUACUUAUGAUGAAAAUAUGCAUGAAUUACUUUAUGAAGCACAUAUUAUGACACAAUUAAAACAUCCAAAUCUUUUACGUAUAUUUGGUGUUACAUUUUUUGGUGAUAAACAACAAUUAAGUUUAGUUACAGAUUUUAUGAAAAAUGGUUCUUUAUUAAAUUAUUUAAGAAAAUAUCGAGAAAUUUUUUUAAAAUCUGAUUCUCAAAUAAUAACAAGAAAAUUAAAUAAUUUUGGAAGACAAAUAUUUGAAGCUAUGCUUUAUUUAGAAGAACGAAAUAUUAUUCAUCGAGAUUUAGCAGCUAGAAAUUGUUUAAUUGGUCAACAUGAUAAACUUAAAGUUGGAGAUUUUGGUUUAACUACAUUGACUGAUUGUGGAUUGUACAAAGGUAGUGGUCAUUCAGUAUGUGCUCCACGUUGGACAUCACCUGAAGCAUUAUUUUUAUCAAAAUAUUCUUCUCGUUCAGAUGUUUGGAGUUAUGGUAUAACUCUUUGGGAAAUAUAUUCGUUGGGUGAACGACCCUUUGGAAGUAUCAACAAUUAUGCUGUUCAUAUUCUAUUAAAAAAUUCGUCAGAAAAUAUUAGUGAUUUUCUUCCACAACCACAAAAUUUUGGUUCCAUUGAAGCAUAUACGCACAUUAUUCUUUCUUGUUUAACAUAUAAUGUUACUAUGCGACCACGUUUUCGUGAUUUAAGAGACAGUCUUAUGACUAUUCUUACAAACGAUCAAUAA
This is a messenger RNA of Rotaria sp. Silwood1, 1434 nucleotides long. Lineage: Eukaryota; Metazoa; Rotifera; Eurotatoria; Philodinida; Philodinidae. The record is from the annotation of a GenBank genome assembly.